Messenger RNA from Staurois parvus, 631 nucleotides. NCBI's taxonomy places the organism in Eukaryota, Metazoa, Chordata, Amphibia, Anura, Ranidae. The record is from the annotation of a GenBank genome assembly.
AGAAGCCGGACAUAUGAAUGACAAUGCAUUUGAGUCGGAUUAUCAACAGCUGCAAGUGGCAAGGACGCCAAUAGAUUUGAUUCCCAAACCCACGCACAGUGGAGUACAACCUAAACAGGAACAGUAUACAGGACAGCCCCGACAUCCAAGAUUACCAGAAGGGGCACCAGUAAUGUAUGUCGCUUUUACCCCAUCACAAGCAGCAGCCCUAGUGAUGAGUCUGCCUGACCCAGAGAAACAGCCAAUGCCCUUCUACUGCAGGGUAGUGCAGAUACAAGAAACUUACUCAGCCGCCUGGAGAGACUUGAUCAGCCUAUGCCAAAUUAAAGCAGGACAUGUUUUCUGGCCGGUCAUGCAGACGGCCUUCAGUGAUGCUUGCCUGACAAGUGCCACUUCCUAUUCAUCAGGUGAGGAGUUCUGUUCCCAGCUUCACGACUGGGCAAAGGAGAAAUUGGCGGAUCGGACCACCACGAUCCAAGACAUCACCCAAGAUAUAGGGGAAUCUGUGGAGAAGUAUCAUGCCAGACUCAUACAGGCUUUUGAUGAUCUGGGCUUCUCUCAAUAUGAAAAGGCACACAUACACAUGCUCUCAACUGCUUUUGUCUCAGGGCUCAAAGAGGAUAUCAGAAAA